AUGACGAGGGGUUCUCUUCAAACAGGCAGUAUUGUAUUGCCAAUUGGAAGCACAUGGUAUAUUUGCUCUGCUCAACCAACAACUACAAUAAGCUACGUUACCACAUACUCUAAUAUUUCACUCGCUGCAACGCCAAAUUUUGGCAAUGUUGCGCUAGUCAAUAAAAUAAGUCCCACAAUGACUGCAACUUCGAUAGGCCUUCUCAGUGCUGCUAUGACUCAGACUGAUCUCAACAAGUAUUUACUAGGUGAAGCUAAUUUGUUUUUACCUACUUAUUCCUGCUUUGACGAUCGCGUAACGAUCUGUGCUAGAGGCAGCGACUUGGGUCAACUUCCUAUAAGUGCAAUCUAUUGCGUUCUGGUAAUAAACCCGAAUACGUUCACGUCCUACGCCAACGUCAUCGUCACGUUCGACAACCAACCUCUUUCCAGCAGUGCAGCAGGAACAAAUCCGUCGCCGUCGAUCACUGCACAAUCGACGAGCAGCGUAGCAGCAACCACCGGUCCAGGUAUCACCACCGUGAUCACGGUUCCGGUUAGUGGAAGCAUGAAAGUUAAAUGGGACUUUAUGAGCAUUUUUAUAUUUGGGCUUGGUUCGAUUAUUUGGUGUUUUGGGGGAUUAUUUUAG
This is a messenger RNA of Paraglomus occultum, 627 nucleotides long. The record is from the annotation of a GenBank genome assembly. NCBI's taxonomy places the organism in Eukaryota, Fungi, Glomeromycota, Glomeromycetes, Paraglomerales, Paraglomeraceae.